AUGCCUACGACAAAUUGCAAUCCAAAUGGUCUCAAGUCACACACAACAAGAGAUAUAAGUCUCAUUACCGAUUCAAAGAAAGACUUCUAUACAAAUCAAGAGAAUUUCCUUGGUGUCAUGUUUACAUUGUUAACGAGGAGAUUAAUUGAAGUACAAGAAUCAGUGGAUUACUAUGAUGAGUUUAUUGAAUGGUUACAUAUUUUGGAACAGUUGCAGGCCAAGUAUCAAGAUGUUAAUCAUCAUGUGAUGAUUCGAGUAUUUAAUGAUCCCUCUCUCAUGAUUUGGAAUUCGAGUAAGAGAUAUUUGUUUGAAAUUCAAGAAGAGUGGAAUGGGUACAAUAUUGUUCCGUCACAAAUUGUGGAUUUUGAUAGUGUGAAAAAUUUGAAUGAUGAUGAAGUGGUGAACAAGUAUUGCUUAAUGUUUAAUAAUUGUGAGAAAUUGGUUUUCAAGCCAUUAAUAUCGGCUGGGUCUUUCAAUACUUUUGUUAUUGGAAAAUCAAGAGAGACGAACGACAAAGCAUCAGUCGACUAUUUAACAAAUAGAGAGGAAAAUUUGAAAAUUAUUCGAAAGGAUCUUUCUGAAUCAUGUCAGUCUAAACACAGGGAUAGAAAGUUAUAUAUUGUUCAACCAUUUUUGGAUUGCAUAGUCAAUGACGGUGAAUAUAGUUUUUUUUAUGUGAAUGAAAAACUGUCACACACGCUCCAAAAGAGACCUAAAGAUGGAGACUUUAGGGUGCAAGGAGAAUUUGGAGGAUCCAAUACAUAUGCAGACUUGAGCCGAUUUAAUGAAACAAUCCUAGCAAAUGGACAGCACUUAUUUGAAAAGAUUAAAAAAGAGAAAUCUCCAAAUUCUUUCAUAUUGUACUGCAGAUUGGAUGUUGUCAUUGAUUGGAACUCAAAUAACAUCAGCAUUUGUGAAUUAGAGUUAUUGGAGCCUCACUUGUACUUUGAGACCAUCAAUCCAAAUGAUCCUUCAGUUGCCAUCCAAAAGGAGAAUGAACUCUAUGACUCAGUUGUGAAACAUAAUAUUGCUUAA
Messenger RNA from Naegleria fowleri, 1035 nucleotides. RefSeq lists its product as uncharacterized. The coding region runs from base 1 to 1035 and encodes 344 amino acids. Lineage: Eukaryota; Heterolobosea; Eutetramitea; Acrasida; Naegleriidae. The record is from RefSeq and is a predicted model, not a curated record. The transcript has 3 exons.